Selaginella moellendorffii is the source of this 867-nucleotide messenger RNA. Its product is annotated as B3 domain-containing protein At3g19184. The transcript has 7 exons. Gene Ontology annotation, molecular function: DNA binding. The coding region runs from base 21 to 728 and encodes 235 amino acids. Lineage: Eukaryota; Viridiplantae; Streptophyta; Lycopodiopsida; Selaginellales; Selaginellaceae. The record is from RefSeq and is a predicted model, not a curated record.
UGCUUGUGGAGGGUUUAGCUAUGGUGUCUUAUGAGGAGGAACGACGGCGACGGGUAGAGGAGAACAAGAAGCGAUUGAAGGAACUGGGUAUAGCGGAGAUCAGCAAGGAGAUCGCCCAGCAGACCACACAAAGGGCUUCCAAGAACCAAGCGAGGAAACGUUGCUCAAGGUCAGCUGAGAAAUCCGUCUUGUUUGUACGGAGGUCUUCUCGAGUCUCAUCGAAUCCUCGUCCAAACUACAAACUGGAUGACGAGCCCCGUCUGCCUCGAAGAAGUUCUGGGCGAUCGUCUCGAAUAUCUCCAACCAGCUUUUGCUCACAGGAGGACAGAAUGGCAGCGAUUGAGGCCGCGGAAAAGAUCCAGCAAAGUUUAGAUCGUCCUUCCACCGUCAAGACGAUGCUCCAGUCCCACGUCUCUGGAGGAUUCUGGCUGAGCUUACCACUCUCAUUUGCGAAGAAACACUUGCCAAAGAAGGACACGAUGAUCACCCUCGAAGACAGCGACGGGCAGGAGUCCGAGUCCUUUUAUUUGGCGUACAAGAACGGACUUAGCGGCGGAUGGCGUGGUUUCUCCAUUGAUCACAAGCUGCAAGACGGCGAUGCUCUCGUCUUCGAGCUCAUGGAACCUACACGUCUCAAGGUUCACAUUUUUCGAGCUGCCGACUACCAAAGGAUUCAAGGCAAAAGCAUCACAGAUAAGGCACAGCUUGCAAAAAGGAGCCGCAGGUAGACUAGAAAGAUGACAAUGUUUGCUCUUUACAGCUAGUUCUUGUCAUUACAUCUAUCAAUGCAAAGAAAAGGAAAUCAAGCACAAAAUCAAUGCAAUACAUAAAAAGCUAGCAGAAAAAUCAUUAUAUUUAAGAAACAAA